Messenger RNA from Vespula vulgaris, 1863 nucleotides. RefSeq lists its product as uncharacterized. NCBI's taxonomy places the organism in Eukaryota, Metazoa, Arthropoda, Insecta, Hymenoptera, Vespidae. The coding region runs from base 171 to 1571 and encodes 466 amino acids. The record is from RefSeq and is a predicted model, not a curated record. The transcript has 4 exons.
AAUAGUCAUAAAUAUCCGCUUGGCUUACUCAACUUUGUGGAGUCUAUCAUCUGUUAAUCUUUUACUACUUAAUAAGUGAGAACCACUGCACUACAUCAGUUACAAAUUUCUUGGCGCGAUUUUAUUUAAAUAUGUACAUAUGUAUAAAAUUUUAACUAAUAUACUGUAAUAUGGAAUUAAAUAAGUCGUCUUCCAAUAAUAAUAAUGACGAUGUUAAAAGUUCGUCCGAAGAUUCAUCAAGUGCAGAAAGAAUAAAAUUAGAGAAGGAAAUAGAAGACUUAAAGCAUACUGUUAAACAAUUACGACAAAAAUUAAAAAUUGUGAAACUUAAUAAUCUGAGAAAAAGCUUAAGUUCAAAUAGCGGAAAUAACAUUGUUGGUACAAGUAAUCAGGUUGUGUCAAUGAAUAUAAAUUAUGAGUUGUACAGAUAUGGUGGAUUAUAUUGUGUACAUAGUGUUAAAAAUGAACAUGUAAUUGGAUUUAAUUCAUCGUGGAAACAACAAAAGCAAAAUCUAUUUGCGAUACAACUUCUCAAACAAGGCAAGAAGAUACAGAUAGGUAAAUGGGUGAUGCCUAUGUCAGUUGACAUAAAUCAAUUAUUUUCUGAAGUAUCACUCAAUACAAUAUACAAUGUAAUACCUUUUGUACAAAAUUGUAAACAUCAUUGCAAUUGUUAUAUGUUUAGAUUGCAGCAAUAUCAAGAAUUAAAGUCUUCUGUUGAUAAUUUGAGUAAUUGUAAUGUGCAACCAAAUGUGGGAUAUACUUUACUUAUAAUAGAAUUAUUAAAUGUAUAUGAUAAAGUAGAUGAAAGUUAUGUCAAUAUCACAAUUUAUUUACGUUAUGAUUCUAUACAUGUUAGACCAACUGAAAUCAAACUUGAAAUAAUUGGAAGUAUAGAAUAUGAUGAAGAGACUGAAAAACAAUUGAGAAAGUCUCUAAAAAUAUUUUAUUCUGUUGAUUUGCGAACGGCAUUUGACAGUAUUUUAAAAGAUAAUAAUACACAAUUUACAUGGACAAGAAUGAAAAAGGAAGAUGCUACAUUAGAAAUCAGUGAAUCCAGCAGCUCGGAAGAUUAUCUGUUAAGUUCAGAUACAUCUGAAGAAGAAAUAUCUAAAAAAAGACGGAAAAGAAAAGUAUCACAAAGGAAAAAUAAAAACAAGAACAAAAAGGAUAAUAUUAAUAAUAAAUUAGAUCAGCAGAAUACAAAUAUAAAAAUUCAAAAGCAAUCAUCACAAAAGGAAAUAGGUAGAAAGGCAAGUACAAGUGAACCUAUGGAAACUGCACAUUCUCAUAAAUUGUCAAAAGUGCAAAAAAAAUCUAUUAAGAAAAGAUCACAGUAUGAAUCAUCUUUACAUAACUUUACCAUUAAAUUACGUUCAAAUGAAAAACUAGAAAGUACAUGCAAAAUGGCACAAAGAAAUAUAAAAAUUAAACCAGUAUCAAUUAGAUUACAAAAGAUGAAGAAUAAUCAUACUAGUACUCCUAUACCAACAAGACAAAAUCAUAGUCCUUUCGAAGAAUUACCAGAGUUGGAUAUAAGUGAUAUAAUUGACAAAGAAAAUAUUGAAUAAUAAUUAAAUGUCAUUUAAUUUUUUUAUAUAUAUAUAUACAUACAUAUAUAUAUGUAUGUAUGUAUGUAUAUAAUGUAUUGAAAAUUUAAAUAUCCUUAUUUAGUAUAUAUUUGUAUACAUAUAUUAAAUUCAUAAACAUAAUUAAUUUAUAAUUAAUAAUUAUAAUUUAAAAUUUUAUACACAUGUAAUUGAAACACAUGUAACCAAAGUAAUUUAAGGGUUUUGAAAAACAAUUACAUAUAUGUAUGAUAUUUCAACUUUACGCUUAAUAAAUGGAUCUUUUACGAACAUC